Molecule: messenger RNA, 781 nt
Organism: Lemur catta (Ring-tailed lemur)
Lineage: Eukaryota; Metazoa; Chordata; Mammalia; Primates; Lemuridae
Gene: DCTPP1
Product: dCTP pyrophosphatase 1
Exons: 3
Coding region: 69-581 (170 amino acids)
Biological process (GO): nucleoside triphosphate catabolic process
Molecular function (GO): nucleoside triphosphate diphosphatase activity
Source: RefSeq, a predicted model, not a curated record
GCGCGGCGCCCCUGCCUGCCGGGCGGUCGGGUCCCCAGGGCGGUAGCUGCUGCAACGGCGUGGGCAGCAUGGCUAUGGCUGGUGGGGACAUGCGUGCAGACGCGGGGGCAGAGGGCUCUGCUGCUGCCGGCCGCUUCAGCUUCAGCCCAGAGCCCACGCUCGAGGACAUCCGACGCCUCCAUGCUGAGUUUGCUGCUGAACGAGACUGGGACCAAUUCCACCAGCCUCGGAACCUCCUCCUGGCCUUGGUGGGGGAAGUGGGAGAGCUGGCAGAACUCUUUCAGUGGAAGCCUGAUGACAAGCCUGGUCCCCAAGCAUGGCCCCCCAAGGAACGGGCAGCCCUUCAAGAGGAGCUUAGUGAUGUCCUCAUCUACUUAGUGGCAUUAGCUGCUCGCUGCCAUGUGGAUUUGCCCCAAGCAGUGCUCUCCAAAAUGGACACCAACCGGAGACGCUACCCAGCCCAUCUGUCCCGUGGCUCUGCCCGCAAGUAUACAGAAUUAUCCCAUGGGGCCGUCUCUGAAGACCAGGCUGUGGGGCCUGCAGAGCUUGCCCGUGAGUCAACAGGUAAAGUCUCAACCUAAAAACAUGGCCCCAGGACCUGCAACUCAGCAUGGCAUCUGAAGAGCCAAGGGAGGAUGGCCUGGCCAUGGAACCUUGCUUUAGCCUUUUCCUAAUAGACCAUGGGCCUGAGGACCCCACUGCCUGAGAUGUGAGGCCCAGGAGCCUCCAGAAGAUGGCCUCUUGGUGUUUUCUCUCCCAAUAAAACAGCUUGGGGCAACAA